Nematocida homosporus is the source of this 1563-nucleotide messenger RNA. Its product is annotated as ATP-dependent RNA helicase DDX3X. The record is from RefSeq and is a predicted model, not a curated record. Gene Ontology annotation, cellular component: nucleus. NCBI's taxonomy places the organism in Eukaryota, Fungi, Microsporidia. Gene Ontology annotation, molecular function: RNA binding; RNA helicase activity; ATP binding. Bases 1 to 1563 code for a protein of 520 amino acids. The transcript has a single exon.
AUGAAUAAGCACCAUACACUUUCUCUAACUAAUAAGCAAAAUAGAACAGAUGAAGAUAAUCUUGAGAUUAAAGAAUCAGACGUAAAAGUCAAAACUAAAUGCCAUCCCUACCAUCCAAUCACUCAAUUCAAAGGAUUAUUGAUAGAUAGAAAGAUACUUAAGAAUAUGGAUGAUAAAGGAAUCCACUUACCUACUUUAGUCCAGAAGUACGUUAUUCCUCUAGCCUUAUCUCAAGAAGACUUACUUACUUGUGCUCCAACCGGUAUGGGUAAAACUCUAGCCUUUCUAGUUCCAACCGUUAAUUCCUUAUCUGCCGGUCGAUCUAGAAGAGGACAUGGACCGACUCGUCGGGCUAUUCGUGCACUUAUUCUAACUCCUACUCGUGAACUAGCUAUGCAAAUCUUCAAAGACUGUCAAAUGCUCUCUGAAGGUCUAGAUAUUGUUUCAGCUAUGGCUUAUGGUGGUCCAGAGAAUAGAAGGGAUCAAGUUUCUGCUUUAAGAAGAGGAGCAGAUGUACUAAUAGGUACUCCUGGUCGUUUACAGGACUUUCUUAAUGAUCAUGUUAUAGAUUUAAGUGCCGUUGAGAUUCUUGUUUUUGAUGAGGCAGAUAGGAUGUUAGAUAUGGGUUUUGAAAAGCAAAUUAGAAUGUUAUUGACUGGUCUUGGCCAUAUGUCUCGUCAGACUAUGAUGUUUUCAGCUACCUUCCCUGAGAGUGUGCAGCAAAUAGCCCAAGACUUCUUCCAAAGAGCCCAUUCAGAAGUACAUAUAGGCCAUGGUCCUUUAGAGAAUAUAACGCAAGAACUAAUCUAUACUGAAGGUCCUGAUUUGAAAUGUACUUUCCGUAAUGAUCGUUUAUUAGAACUCUUAGCUGGUUUAGGCCACCAAGUAGGUCCACGAGUUGUUCCCGUGGAGAUAGAAAGAGAAAAACCAGCUCGACUAACUUGGAAACGACCUAGUCCAGUAGUAGUGACUAAACCAGCUGCAGUAACAAGUACUCGACUUGAUUUACCCAAGGUAGUUAUCUUUGUAGAGAAGAAGAUGCAAUGCCGGGACUUAACUGAGUUUCUGCAUCGGAAAGGUAUUCCUUGUAUUAGUAUUCAUGGCGAUAAGCAGCAACAGGAAAGAGAAGCAGCUUUACAGAAGUUUAAGAGUGGGGAAAUACCUAUUUUAGUGGCCACUUCUAUUGUAGCCCGGGGUUUAGAUAUUCCCGGGAUAGAGUUAGUUGUUAAUUAUAUGUUGCCUAAUGACAUUAAGGAUUAUGUCCAUCGUAUUGGUCGAACGGGUCGAGCAGGGAAGAAGGGAAGAUCAGUGACUUUUAUUUCUCGUGAUGAUCAGGCCCAAGCUGGUGCUUUAGUGGAUAUUUUGAAGAAGGCUAAUCAGCCGGUGCCAGGGUUCUUAGCUGACUUAGUGGCGGCCCGUUCGCGACCCCGGGUGUCUAAUGGGUCCUUUAAACGGCGCGAGGAGAAGAGUGAGCCGCAAAACGUAAGAGAAACUCCACGGAUUCUUCCGGAAGCCUUAGAUAAACUAGAAGACAAUCUCUCCUGGGAGAAUGAAAUCUCCUAA